This is a messenger RNA of Striga hermonthica, 636 nucleotides long. The record is from the annotation of a GenBank genome assembly. Lineage: Eukaryota; Viridiplantae; Streptophyta; Magnoliopsida; Lamiales; Orobanchaceae.
AUGUUGAAGUGGUGGCGCGCGGCCAAUGGCGCACGCAAAUCUUCGGCGGUGACGCCGACUCGCCACAACUAUCACACGAUUCAAGCCGUUCCCCGGGAGAUCUCCGGCCACCGUGUCGCCGUCCUCGAACGAGCUCAUGGUCGGAUUCCAGCCGUCGUAUUUUCCCAAAGCUAUGUCCAGAGAAACCCUAACGACCCGACUUCAAUCGUCGCCACCACCUCGGUUUCUCAGAAACUGCUUCUCAGUACCGAACGGAAGCAAAUUAAGGCCAUCCUCAAGGAUGUAAAGCUCCCGUUCUUCUGCUCCACUACCUUCCCCCUUCAGAUCCGGGCCGGUUCGGGCUCAUCUACUAUACUUGACACCAAAAAGGUUCUUCCGAUCAAGAUACAUAGAGAUGAAGAAGGGAAUAUAUUGAACAUCGUGUUCGUAUGGGCAGAAGAUGGCACUGAGCUGAUGGUGGACGUCCCCAUUCUUUUCAAGGGAGAAGAUGUCUGUCCUGGUCUCAAGAAAGGUAGUGACGACGAAGAUGGGGGAGUUCUGGGUGGCGAAUCCAAAAGGCAACGACUAGUCGAGGAGGUGCGCGAGGGUCUCGUGUCUGCUGGAGAUCCGUCCGCCGCCUGGUCUGGGUUCGAUUAA